AUGAACGGCGGAAGUGCAGACCCGCGGCUACGGAGGAGGGCCUCGGAGGGAGCCUCGACGCCACCAGCUCCCGACACCGGCAGGGAACACCUCACGACCAGACCAUCUGAGGAACCCCCACUCCUGGUGGUGAAUCUCGACAGCGACGAGGAGGACGAAUUGCUACGCAGUCCCAGCGAUUCGAACGCGAGUUCACCCCCGCGAAAGCGCUGGUCUCCGCCGGGCAGUCCGUCCCGCUCGCCCAGCCCAUCACCGCCACGCCACCGCCGCCGCGAGCCGAGAACUCCGCCGAGGUCACCGGACCCCUCACCGCCUCGGGGACGGGAGUCGCGCUCGACUCGGCGCAGUCCCACCCCGCCGCGCCAGCGAUCUCCCCGACCGCGCAGUCUAUCGCCACUGGUGAUCCUCGGGGAGCUACAGGAGGCGUUAAAAUUCGACUGGUCAGAAGAAAUAGACACCAACCCGCUCUUCAACGGCAUCCGUCCCUUCGCCAGCCUGCUGGCCGCCAGCGAGUACGUCCGCCCGGGAUUCGUUUCGGCCCUGACAGAUUUGGUCCGCGCGCUCACUCACCAGGGCUGCGGCUACUGCCCCAUCGCAGAGGGACUGCGACCUCCACGGAGUAUGGGGUCCUCCGCUACGAUUCGGGAGUUCCCUUUAACCCGGGAGAGCGGCACACAAACGGUGGAACCAGAGCCACUCCCGUUACCUGCCGUCCCGCCUCCACCUCAAGAAACGGCCAUAAGGGAGCCCGAACCAGCGAACCCGUCACCACCAAGUAACCAAGCGGAGGCGAGCCAAGCGACGGAGAAUCGGGUCACCAGUGAACUCCACCCGAAAAGGAAGCCCAGCCGAGAGCUACCCAAUAAGCCCGCCCAACGAACCCGCUACGGGGCCUGUUACAACUGCGGUAGUUCCCGGCACGCCCGCCAGGAAUGUCCGGAGCCCCCUGGAAUCUUCUGCUUCCGUUGCGGAACCCGAGGGGUCACAGUGCGUACCUGCCCGAUCCAUGGACCCAUUUACGAGAAGGAGCAGCGCAACAACACCCGUCCAACACCGUCGCGGCGUCGCGACGACGAUCGCCAAGGCCCUCAACCGCACCGUAACCACGCACGGGGAUAA
Messenger RNA from Venturia canescens, 1119 nucleotides. Its product is annotated as serine/arginine repetitive matrix protein 1-like. The record is from RefSeq and is a predicted model, not a curated record. NCBI's taxonomy places the organism in Eukaryota, Metazoa, Arthropoda, Insecta, Hymenoptera, Ichneumonidae. Gene Ontology annotation, molecular function: zinc ion binding; nucleic acid binding. The coding region runs from base 1 to 1119 and encodes 372 amino acids. The transcript has a single exon.